AUGCGCGGCUCAAGAGUCCUCCUCCAGACGGCCAGUUGUUCUAGAGACGCCGUACGCUGCAGUCCCUUGGGCCUCAAUCUCUCGUCACGAUGUCUCGCAACCGAUAGCAGGGCGCUGUUGGUACGUCCCGUGGCCUUCGCCAGGCAGUACCAUGCCGUUCCACCACCGGUGUUCGGUGGAAACAGGCUUCAUAGAUGCGGAAUUUUUACUCCUACCUCUUGUCCAGAUGUCCUCGGAAAGCUCCCCCGAAACGCCGUGUUCCCCCAAUCCUCGAAUCACAUAUACAGACAGCUCCGUUUUGCUACUGGGAAGAGCUCUCCGGGUGAGAAUGGCUCCUCGCAACUUCAGGAAAGUACAGCUCCGGUGGUGAAGGAGGUCGCUCAAGCAGAAGAAAUAAGUCAAGCGUUCGAGCGGUCUGAAAGAGCAUCCCAGGCUGCUCAGAUAAACCUAAGCGCAAGGCUGGCAAAGGACGGACUGGCCUCGGGGAAGAAGUCAGGUCUUCGAGAGAUAUGGAGGCUGAUCACAAUUGCACGUCCAGAGGCUAAGGUCCUCUCUGUUGCCUUUUUGUUCCUUCUCAUCUCCUCGUCGGUAGCCAUGUCUAUACCCUUUUCUAUCGGGAAGAUCCUUGACAUUGCGACCAGCUCCAAUCCCAAUGCUUUGAAAGAUUUCCUAGGGAUCAGUCUCCCUGUCUUCUAUACAGCACUGGGAGGAAUUAUUCUGCUCGGAGCUGCUGCAAACUACGGAAGGAUUAUCAUCUUGCGAAUUGUUGGUGAACGAAUUGUUGCCAGACUCCGAGCUAAACUCUUCAGAAACACCUUCGUUCAAGAUGCCGAGUUCUUUGAUGCAAAUCGAGUUGGUGACCUGAUCUCCCGGCUGAGCUCUGAUACAAUCAUUGUGGGGAAGAGUAUUACCCAGAAUCUCUCAGACGGUCUACGAGCAGCUGUCAGUGGCGCUGCCGGGUUUGGAAUGAUGGCAUAUGUCAGUUUGAAGCUCUCAAGUGUUUUGGCUCUUCUUUUCCCUCCAAUUGCUCUUGCGGCUUUCUUCUACGGACGAGCAAUCCGUAACCUCAGCCGGAAGAUACAGAAGAACGUUGGUACAUUGACCAAAAUUGCAGAGGAACGACUUGGCAAUGUUAAAACAAGUCAGUCCUUUGCCGGCGAGAUCUUGGAAGUUCAUCGAUACAAUCGCCAGGUCAAGCGAAUAUUUGAGCUUGGUAAGAAAGAGUCAUUCAUCAGUGCAACCUUUUUUAGCGGCACAAGCUUGAUGGGAAAUGCUACAAUACUUGCCCUCCUCUAUGUUGGUGGUGGAAUGGUUCAGUCACAGGCAAUUUCAAUCGGAGAACUCACCUCCUUUUUAAUGUACACCGCGUACGCUGGAUCCAGUCUUUUUGGCCUUUCGAGUUUCUAUUCAGAGCUCAUGAAAGGAGCUGGAGCUGCCAGUCGUCUGUUCGAAUUACAAGACCGCAGACCUAAGAUAUCCCCUACCGUGGGUGACAAGGUUACCUCAGCUCGUGGGCCUAUCAGAUUCAAAAAUGUUGCCUUUAGCUAUCCUACUCGACCAGCUGUCACCAUUUUCAAAGAUCUGGAUUUUGAGAUACCGCAGGGUAGCAAUGUGGCUAUUGUUGGACCCUCAGGUGGUGGAAAAUCCACCAUUGCGUCAUUGCUACUUCGUUUCUACAGCCCAACUCAGGGCCAAGUCUUCAUCAACGGCAAAGAUGUUGCAACCAUGAACGCAAAGUCUCUCCGAAGGAAGAUAGGAAUCGUUGCCCAAGAGCCAGUGUUGUUCUCUGGCUCCAUUGCGGAGAAUAUCAGCUAUGGAAAACCUGAUGCAACAAGAUCUCAGAUAAUCGCUGCUGCCCGCAAGGCAAACUGCCAGUUCAUCAGCGACUUCCCUGAUGGUUUGGAUACCAAUGUUGGCCCCAAAGGAGCACAACUGUCCGGUGGCCAAAAACAGAGAAUUGCCAUCGCUCGUGCUCUUAUCAAGGAGCCGGAUAUCCUCAUUCUCGAUGAAGCUACCUCUGCGCUCGAUGCCGAGUCCGAAACCCUCGUUAACAGUGCUCUUGCAGCUCUGCUCCGUGAGAACAACACCACUAUCAGCAUAGCCCAUCGAUUAUCCACCAUCAAACGAUCUGACACCAUCAUCGUUCUUGACUCGGAGGGCAAAGUUGCUGAAAUGGGAUCUUACAAUGAUCUCAAUUCAAGACCAGAUGGUGCCUUUACCAAGCUGAUGGCCUGGCAGCUCAGCGGCGGCGAAGGAAUUGCUGCUCCCGCCCACCCCAACAAGCCAAUCUCUCGAGGGCCGCCAUCAGAAACAGAGCAUCUACAGCAAUUGCUACAAGAAGGUGAAGACGAGGAGUACGAUGAAGCCGAGACUGAAGACGAGCCAAGGCCCACUGAUGAAAUUGAAAAGAAAUAG
Molecule: messenger RNA, 2415 nt
Organism: Trichophyton benhamiae CBS 112371
Lineage: Eukaryota; Fungi; Ascomycota; Eurotiomycetes; Onygenales; Arthrodermataceae
Exons: 2
Coding region: 1-2415 (804 amino acids)
Biological process (GO): transmembrane transport
Cellular component (GO): membrane
Molecular function (GO): ATP hydrolysis activity; ATP binding; ABC-type oligopeptide transporter activity
Source: RefSeq, a predicted model, not a curated record